Molecule: messenger RNA, 740 nt
Organism: Prosopis cineraria
Lineage: Eukaryota; Viridiplantae; Streptophyta; Magnoliopsida; Fabales; Fabaceae
Product: cytochrome b5
Exons: 3
Coding region: 158-544 (128 amino acids)
Cellular component (GO): intracellular membrane-bounded organelle; membrane
Molecular function (GO): heme binding
Source: RefSeq, a predicted model, not a curated record
UUCCUAGAGACAAGAGGCAAGAGAAGGAGGUUGCGGCAGUCAGAGGAAGCGAGGGAGCCCCAUUCUACAUUUCUGCUUCUUCUCUUCCCAUUGCCGAAGUCCCCCUCCCCCCUUCUCUCUCUACUUUGAAGCGUCAAAGGCCAAAAGGCUCGCGAACAUGCCAAUCCUUUCGAAGCUCUAUACGAUGCAAGAGGCUUCCCAGCAUAACACCAAAGGUGAUUGCUGGGUGGUUAUUGAGGGCAAGGUAUACGAUGUGACCUCAUAUUUGGAUGAUCAUCCGGGGGGAGAUGAAGUAGUCCUUCUUGCAACUGGGAAAGAUGCGACGGAUGAAUUCGAGGAUGCUGGCCACAGCCAAAGUGCCAGAGAACUUAUGGAGAAGUUUUGUAUUGGUGAGGUUGACCCUUCACCACCUGUUUCCUCGAAAAAUCAAGCUGCAAUUUAUUCAGAAAAGUUCUUGCAGUUGACAAAGCAAUAUUGGGCUGUUCCUGUGGCCGUUCUUGGCAUCUCAGUGAUAGCUGGUUUUUUAUACUUGCGUAAGAAGUAAUACCACACCUAAUUUUUUCCCCAUUAUUGAAACUGGAAAUGAAUAGUUGCAACGGAUGUUUUACUGUUUCAAGGAAAAGCACUAGUAACGUCGGCCUGUUUCAUGAUAAGUUUUGGUUACACGCAUUACAUUGAAAAAUUGGUCAAGUAAUGGAUAUUGAAAAUCUUAGUUCACAUUGAUGACUUUGGACCUUAAA